Messenger RNA from Kickxella alabastrina, 582 nucleotides. RefSeq lists its product as uncharacterized. The record is from RefSeq and is a predicted model, not a curated record. Bases 98 to 523 code for a protein of 141 amino acids. The transcript has a single exon. NCBI's taxonomy places the organism in Eukaryota, Fungi, Kickxellomycota, Kickxellomycetes, Kickxellales, Kickxellaceae.
AACAGAUUCAUAAUUAAAAAACUCAAAUUUGUUGUUUUACCAUCCACAUAAGGUGGGUGGGGGGUGUCACGUGUCUAUAACAUUUACUUUUAUUCUGAUGUUCCUAUAUCGGCACAAAUUCGGUGAGUGGCCCCAACCCUUGCUUUCAAGCGCUGUGGUAGGACCGCCAAUUGGUCGGAAUGCUGCGCCCAAGUGCAACAAGACUGCAUGCUUUUUUAUCAUUUUUCUCGUAUCAUCGCAGCCACUACUACCAAACAGCUCGACCCCCCCCUCCCCCCACAGGGUAAAAAAAACCAGUGGCUACGAAAUGGAUGGAGAGGAACUUGAUCUCAAAAAUAAUAAUGCGAAAUUAUUAUUGGGGCAGUUUUUUUUGACCAUCGUGCUAUUUAUUUCCCACGCAUAUUCAACAUCAUGUAUGCGGCUGGCUUUGCAUGAUGUAAUUCGCAUUGUCACGCUUGUUGCCGCAGGGAUUCCAGCAGCAACAAGCGUGACGGCAAAUAUUAAAGCAAAAAGAUUGUAUUGAGAAAAAGAAAAAAUUACGCGUAAAAUCUUAAAUGAAAGAAAAAGUGUAUGUAGGUUUGU